UCGUUUCCAACUGGAAAAAGAUUGGGACUUGGGUUUUGAAAUCGCGUCGUAGCUCUUCACAAUUAUCAAAGGUGGAGUAGGAGAGAGAUGGGGAAUAUGUUCGUGAAGAGACCGAAGAUCACAGAGGUUGAUCGAGCGAUUCUCUCUCUCAAAACCCAACGCCGCAAGCUUGGUCAAUAUCAGCAACAGCUUGAGAAAGUAAUUGAGGCCGAAAAGCAAGCUGCAAGAGACCUAAUCCGUGAGAAGCGGAAAGACAGGGCCUUGUUAGCAUUGAAGAAGAAGCGGACUCAAGAAGACUUAUUGAAGCAAGUUGAUCAGUGGGUCAUCAAUGUCGAACAACAAUUGGCAGAUAUUGAACUAACAAGCAAGCAGAAGGCAGUCUUUGAGAGCUUGAAGCAAGGUAACAGUGCCAUUAAGGCGAUUCAGAGUGAAGUCAACCUUGACGAUGUUCAGAAACUAAUGGAUGAUACUGCCGAGGCCAAGGCUUAUCAGGAUGAGCUGAGUGCCAUACUGGGGGAGAAACUAUCAGAAGAAGACGAAGAAGAGAUCUUAGCAGAAUUCGAUGACCUCGAAAAUCAGCUCAAUGUUGAAGACAUGCCUGACGUCCCUACAACAGAGCCAGUGCGUGAAGAAGACGAGAUAUUGGAUCUCCCUGAUGUGCCGACAAAACAACCACUCGCUGCUCCCACUGCAGAAAUCGCUUCAACAAAGAGAAAAGUACUUGAAGAACCUUUGGAAGCUUGAUUGAGAAGAGAAGAAUAUGAUGGAAGUAUAUAUCAUUCUUUCUCUGGACACUUUUUUUUUUCUUGUGGGCUCUUGAAGCUCAUUUUGUAAAGCUUGCAAAAGAACAAAGUUGUUGGAGUUUCCUGUGUGACAAUGAAAAAAAAAAUGUUGAUCAUUAUGGUUUAUGAAUGUUUUGGUUGGUUUCUAAAAA
This is a messenger RNA of Raphanus sativus (radish), 934 nucleotides long. Its product is annotated as vacuolar protein sorting-associated protein 20 homolog 2. The transcript has 6 exons. Lineage: Eukaryota; Viridiplantae; Streptophyta; Magnoliopsida; Brassicales; Brassicaceae. Gene Ontology annotation, biological process: vesicle budding from membrane; late endosome to vacuole transport via multivesicular body sorting pathway. The record is from RefSeq and is a predicted model, not a curated record. Gene Ontology annotation, cellular component: ESCRT III complex; multivesicular body. Bases 88 to 744 code for a protein of 218 amino acids.